Molecule: messenger RNA, 1358 nt
Organism: Didymodactylos carnosus
Lineage: Eukaryota; Metazoa; Rotifera; Eurotatoria; Philodinida; Philodinidae
Source: the annotation of a GenBank genome assembly
AAAAAUAGAUAAGAAUUCUCUAAUACUAUAAAGUCGAUUUUUUUAACGAAACAUUAUUUAUUAUUCUUAUUUUAGGUCAAACAUCAUCACAUAAAACUCGCGCUCCAUCUCCUCCUGCUUUCAAAGAUACAGUAACUACAACUCUUAAACCUGUACGAUCAACAAAAUCAUUAGAAAAUACAAUAAUAUCAGAACCAAUACAAAAUCUUCAUUCAAAUAAAUCUCAAUAUUCGACCGUUACAUCAACUAAAAGUUUUGAUUAUUUAACGGGACCACGAAAAUGUAUAUUGAAAGUAGAUCGUGCUAAAGGUCUCGGUUUUGUAUUAUCAGCUACAGGAGAUUAUGAUCAUACAAUCACGGGUGUAGAACCGAAUUCAUCGGCUGAUCUUGCUGGUCUUCAAGUAUCAGAUGCAGUAUUAGAAAUAGAUGAUACAGACGUGACAAAUGUCAAAUAUGAAGAAGUUGUUGAAAUGCUUGUACGUGCAAUGAGAACAAAAGAUCAAAUUGAAAUGAAAGUGAUUGAUAGCAGAAGUCGGGAUUAUUAUACAGAACAACAACAAAAUGGAACACAAGACAAUAAUAUAGUAUUAGGAACACUGAGCCCACCUACAGUAACAACUCAAACUGUUCAAUCGACUCAUUCGGCGCUUACCAACGAUAAUUUAUCAGAUGUUACAAGUUCAAUUGGUGGUUUUGACACUAUAAAUCAACAAACAAUUGCCACAAGUUUUCCAAAUUUACCAGCACAAUUACAACGUGCUGAUCUUCAUAGUCGAACUUUUUCAGGAAGUGUACCAAGUGUAUUUACGGGUAUUACAGCAAAUACAAAUGGAAAUAUUACGUCACAAUUGACAGCAUCAGAAAAAGGAUCAACGGCUAAAUUAUCUGAUAUUUCGGUGCAAGAAGCACCCGUUGCACGUCUAUGUCGUAUAAGAAAAUUUCCAACAUCACCAUUCUAUGGAUUUUUUCUGUGUGGUGAUCCAAAAAAGUUAGGACGUGUAUUCAUAUCUGAUGUAACAAAAAACUCUCCAGCUGCCGUUUGUGGUCUACGUGAUGGUGACCGAAUUAUUGAAAUAAAUGGUCAAACAACUGAGAAUUUAAAAUAUGAAGAUAUUUUAGAAAUUAUUAAACAACAUACGUCCGAAGAUGAUCUUCAAUUCCUUCUUUUAGAUAAAAAAUCUUUACAUUGGUAUCGAGAAAAAAAUUAUCCUGUUAGUUCGAGAACAUUGCCAACAAUAAUUCAUAUUGAACCAAUUAUUAAUGAAGUACCACAAAGUGUAAAACCAACACCCGUUCCCGCUACAUAUACAAAAGUUGUCGGAUUCACAGAUCGACGAAUGUCAAAAACAGGACUCUAA